AUGUCAUCUUCUAAGAACGACGAAAGAAACAGCAACAAUAGCCUCGAGACAGGGAUUGCUUCGGAGGAUCUUAUGUCUAAUGCCGGAGACUUCAGCAAAAAGAGACGUGACGAGGUUGCUGCAAAAGCAGAAAAAGCAGAAAAAGCAGCAAAGAAGAAGAUGGAAGACGAAAUUCGAGCAGCGUACGAGGCUAACAACGCCGUUGGUGAAACUGGAAAUAAUAGCAAGCAAAAAAGGCGGGGGAAGGGGAAGGAUUGUUUGGAGGUUUUCUAUGCGUCAGGGCAGAUUCCUAGUCUGUGGAAGUCUGCUUGCGUUGAUUUAGUUGUCUGCUUAUAUAUUGAAAUGCUAGCAGUACUUUCCUGUCGUUAUUCUAGUAAACAUGGGACGGCUGAGAUCUACAAAAACUUGGUAAUUUUAUACAAGAAGAGUCUCUUAUAA
This is a messenger RNA of Hymenoscyphus albidus, 438 nucleotides long. The record is from the annotation of a GenBank genome assembly. NCBI's taxonomy places the organism in Eukaryota, Fungi, Ascomycota, Leotiomycetes, Helotiales, Helotiaceae.